GUCCAUCAGAGCUGAGCUGCUUUCAGACGACUCCGUCUUGUUGUGGAUGCUGAAGCUGAUCAUGGUUCUCCUGUGGAUGAUCCUGUUGGUGGUUCUGUUCUGUGCAGAGGCCGAGAACGUGACCGAGGUCAGAGGAGAGCUGGGGACCAAUGUCACUCUAAACUGCUCCAAUCAGACAUCAGACACAUACUGGUACAUGGAGAUCCACAGUCAGUUCAGAGCAUGUAUCGGCCGCAGUUUUUCUUCAGCAGGCUCUACCUACUACUCUCCUGGUUUUGAAACCAAAUUUUCAAUCCUGGGAAACAAACUCGUGAUUAAAAACUUCACAGCAGAGGACUGCAGGCUUUACUUCUGUGGCAUCAGGAGAUAUGGCAGCAUUCAGUUUGUGGAAACUUUCCACCUCAUUUCAGAUGUAACUCCAAUGAGGGGAGCAUUGAAGAGUGACCAUGUCCUCUUCACCUCUCUGAGCCUGAACGCUGCACUCAUUCUGGUGGUAAUCUGUCUGAGUUGUGUAUCGCUGUCUCUGAAGAGGAGAAUCAGCAAGUAUCAGGCAAACCUCCCUCCAGCUGGGACCAGUGAGAGGCUGGAGACUCCACAGUAUGAGGAGAUCCAGCUCCCCCAUCGGUCUGCUGCUACUACAGAGUGCAUUUACUACAAUGUUCAGCUUCCUCGCUCCACACUGCGUCGACGCUGACGGACACACCUGGACAGGUGGAUGAUACUUGCUGCAUUCAGAACUGGUGGACAGUCAGUCUCAUCAAUGAAGACUUCCUGCUUCUCUAUUUGACGACCAUUUAAAGAAAUACCUGUAAGAUUAAUUGACCUCAGAUAUGAUCUGCUCUGCUUCUGAGCUGAGAUGAACCCAAGAACGUGACCUUUGGCCAAACCUGCUUCAAAGUGCUUUCAAAUUUGAGGUGGAUAAGCCAGAAAUCAAAACCACUGUAAAAACCUGAUCAUCUGUGAAGGACCCAUGAAUACCAAACCACAUCUACAGGUUUAAGAACAAUAGAGUAUGUUUCCAUUCAGACCAUGUUUGUUUCAGGGAAGGUCAGGUGAAGCAAAACCUCACAUUCCCACAUUUAUAUACUAGCUGCAGGACUUCACUAACCUUUAAAGAACAUGUAAUCCAUUCUUUGUGCACAUUUUUAGGUUGAUUCAUUCAUUCAUUUGUGGUUUAGGAAUUCAGAUGUUGUUAUAUAUUUCUACUCUCACCAGUGUUUUUAUAGCAACACUGCAACUGUCAGGUUUCUUUACUUUGUUCUUUUAAAUUUGUGUUUGUUUUAAUCAGAAAAUGUGGUUUGAUGUACUUCUCUGUAACAUUUAGUAUAAACACAUUAAACAUGUGAGAACACCAAUGCAGAGAAAACAAACCUGUCUGAUGUUCUUUAAAGAAGAGUUUCACAAUGUUCUGCUUCUACAGGCCUGUGUGGGCGUUCGUCGAUUCAACUCUAAUCAGAACUUUCAUCACUCAUUCUGAAAACAAACACCAGUGUUAAACUGUUUAAAUUGUUUAAAACAUUUUUAUUGCUGUUCCUCUGUAGAAUGCCACUUUCUUGUUUUCAUAUAUUGUAUGUUUUGCCCCACCCACAGGUGCAGUCACAUACAGGGCAUAAAGUGAACCAGAGAUGCCCAACUGGCAAAAGUUUAUUUCUCUACUCUGUGACCAUUAGUGUUAACAACAUCACCACAAUUUACCUUUGCUGGAUUUGUUUACUUAAAAAAGAAAAACUGCAAGCAGCUGAAUUUGUGAAGGCCCACCAUUAAAAACCUGUCAAGGCACAGCUUAUGAGAUCAUGGUGAAACCUGCUGUCCAUGGUCCUGAAAUUAUAACCUCAACAUCAACUUUAUUUAUAUUUUUAUUUUCUGUAAUAUAUCACAAUAUUUAUAUAUUAGAGCUUCCUGUAUUUUUUCUAUAUUUUGUAAUAUUUUAUGUUGAUAUUUGACCUUGAUGGUUACUGUUCUUACUGUCUUGAAGCAACUGUGACCACA
This is a messenger RNA of Oreochromis niloticus (Nile tilapia), 1989 nucleotides long. RefSeq lists its product as uncharacterized. The coding region runs from base 47 to 694 and encodes 215 amino acids. NCBI's taxonomy places the organism in Eukaryota, Metazoa, Chordata, Actinopteri, Cichliformes, Cichlidae. The transcript has 5 exons. The record is from RefSeq and is a predicted model, not a curated record.